Pieris macdunnoughi is the source of this 3033-nucleotide messenger RNA. Lineage: Eukaryota; Metazoa; Arthropoda; Insecta; Lepidoptera; Pieridae. The record is from the annotation of a GenBank genome assembly.
AUGUCGCCCGGCGCAUGUCAGGGAGAAGAACAGCGCACUGAACUAUUGGGAUCUUUGACCACACAGCAGCAGCAACGGACUAGCGCCAGAGUCAUCAAGAAGUUGCGUUUAGAGUCACCAGCGGAUAAACGAGACGUAACAGAAUGCGAUACGCCAAACAAAAUCGACGAUAAGGAGCCCCUAAAGUCUCCAACCCAGUUCCCAGUGAAGCAACGGAUGCCCAAAGCACUUUGGUCAGCAGACGAAAAGAGUUUAUUCUUCGAAGCCUUGAACGAGUACGGAAAAGACUUUGAUGCCAUCACAGCGUACAUCUGUGGGAAGAUGAAGAAAAAGGGCAUGGCCGACGGCUUGAAGACGAAGACACAAGUCAGCCACUUCUACUACAGGACGUGGCACAAGCUUUCAAAGCACGUGCAGUUUGAUGAAAACGUAAAGAAAGUUGCCCAAGAGCUAUACGCCCUAAUAAACUACGGGGAAUUACGGCGUAAGUUGGCGUCGGUGAGUGAGAAGACAUGCGCGCGUCUCGGAGAAAUGGUCCGCGGCGGGAGCAUGGCGGUGCGUGCACGUGGUCGUACGUUACGUGUACGUACGCCUAUGUGUGCUGCGUUACGACGACUCAAUCAAAUUACUGAACGUGCGUGUGGCACGCGUGUAUGUUCUCGUGCUCAAGUUGUAUUACGUGCACGUAAUACGUGCGCGUGGGCACGCGUACAAGCCGCAGCGCACAAUCCUCGCAUGGUGGCCGCCUUACCUUUGCGGACCCGGCUUGCUGCUUUUAUCAAAGCGCUGCAGAAACGGUGGAAAACUUCGCACUACAAAGAAUCCAUUAUUACAAAUGGAUUAGAGAAAGAUCAUUUAAGCCAUGAAGAUUAUGAACGAGAGAGCAAUGACGAGCUUGAAUCACAUCUCAACUUGGAGAUCGACAGGAUUAUAGCUAGAGAAGGUACACUACCAAAAAAGCUUGCGUUACACCUCGGACCUCGUCCCGGAGCAGAGAUUCACUUACCCGUUCUCAGUCCAAGCGAACAAUUGUCCAGCCAGAAAAUCUGCUUCUCUUCUUACCUGGAGAGGAUGGGAUCUUUGCCUCGAGACAAGGAUAGUGUAAAAAUAAGAACACCAAAACGCCAAAGGAAAGAUAGCACAUCAGAAAAAGACAAGGAUGAGACGAAAAAGAUCAAAUUAGAUGAAGAUAGUAAGUUGAUAAAUAUUGACGAAACGGCCAUAGACGGUAUAGAGCUGAUGGCGCACUUUAAAAAUAUACAUGACGAUGAAGAAAAACCCAGUGAAGAUGAAAAGGAUUUGAAAGCCGAAGAAACGGCCGAGGAAGACGGAGAGCCGUUGGAGAGAGACAACAUUAUGUCGGAAAGGGAAAAAGAUAGUUUCUCUGAGAUGGAGGAUGAGGAGAAAUAUAAUAAGAGUGACACUGAUAACGAGAGUGAUGGAAGGGUUGAUAAGGAGAAGUUUAACCAUCUUAAGGUAAAAUUUCGAAUUCGGCCAAAGAAGCGUGGCGGCAGUAUCUAUACAUUGGUUCAAGGUUCAGAUGAAAUCAAAAGCGAAGAGUUAAAGGCGGAAGAGCCGAAGUGUGAGGAGGAAAUAAAGCCAGUUAUAGACGUAGAAACAGCGAUACGACAAAUUCGCGCUGGUUGGAGUCAAUACGACGCUGGAAAUCUAACUAUUGGGGACCUAUAUCUAAUGCUUGGAUCUCGUUCGAAAUUGGAGCUCGACUAUUGGUGGGCCGAAGCCACGCCCCCUUUGCCGCAACCAAUCAAAGCUCAGAAAAUAUCCGAAAGUGACAAGACAGACAAGGACAGAGCUAUAGACAAGAGGGAGAAGGGUAACAAAACACCCGAAAAAGGCGACAGUUCUGUGGAAGACGAGAGAGACAAAAGUGAUACAGAUAUAUUGUUUUCGCCCAAGAACACAUUCAGCCAGGAUAGUAACGAUGGAAUGUCUGGUGAUGAGAGGAAAUGUGAAGCUCUAUCAUCUCCAGACCACAAGUCUUCGGGUACUCUAAAGCUGGUCAGCAAACUCAUCAACAGAGCUGAUCAGCCAACCAGCCAGGCUUCGCAAGGGUUUUCUUUACUCAGUGAUAGAUUAAAGCGUCUCCUGGCGUUAGCUGGCAACACUCACAUCACAGCCGCUGCAAACGCUCCAAUGUCGAAAUGCAAUUGUGGACACGUGUGUCCAAAAAAGCAAGCGCAGAAAUCGCAGCCGCACCCAACUCAAGAACCGCCGAAUUUAAUACCGAAAAACGAUUACAACUCGGUGUUCCGUCACCCGACACCCAUCGCGCCACGCCCUUGUGCUACUGAGAAGAGCAGUGCCAUGAGCCUAGAUGGGCUACCGCGCCGUCGUCGCGGAAGACCCAGAGUGUCAGAGCGGGACAGCCCUAGGGUCGUCGUUCAGAGACUGUUACCUCUUCUGCCCAAGUUGCCUCCUACCAGCAAUUUGAUCCCAGUGAAACUAGUCCCGCAUUCGUCUGCGCCUGCCCCACCUAGGAUUCUGCCCAGACCGCCUCCUCCGCCGCCUACAUCCACUGCUGAUUUAUCAGCCUACUACGUACUGAGUGAGUCGAACGGUCGAUUCUUCUUCCACGACGGAGAUCGUCGGAUUCCCAUAAACCCACCAGAAGAAGAUGAAGACCAUGAUAAAAUGAAUGGAGAAGAUACCAAUGAUGUUAAAGAAAAAGCGAGCAGCCAGAAUGGGGCGACAGACAAGUCGAAAGAAUUGAGCUCUGCACCUUCCUCGAUGAAGUCGGAACAGACCGACAUGACGAGUUUUCUAACAUCCGAGUCAAUGUCACUGUCUCCGUCCCGACUGUUGCGUGAUGCAGAAGGAUGGCUCGAAGGCUCCGUUCAAGAUUUCUCUCUCAGCUCGUUCCUCAACCAGCUGGAAGGACGUCAUCCGGAUACUGCGGUGGAAUCGCAGCUACAUUCUCUAAUGGCGGAGUCGAGCGUGGACUAUGUCGCCAAAUUCGCAGAUCUUGCUGCCGAAGUCACAGAGCAAAGAGACCAUAGAGAAGAACUACCUUAA